Cylas formicarius (sweet potato weevil) is the source of this 734-nucleotide messenger RNA. RefSeq names its product N-alpha-acetyltransferase 20 (gene Naa20A). The transcript is spliced from 5 exons. Bases 112 to 633 code for a protein of 173 amino acids. Gene Ontology annotation, molecular function: protein-N-terminal amino-acid acetyltransferase activity. Gene Ontology annotation, cellular component: NatB complex. Lineage: Eukaryota; Metazoa; Arthropoda; Insecta; Coleoptera; Brentidae. The record is from RefSeq and is a predicted model, not a curated record. Gene Ontology annotation, biological process: N-terminal peptidyl-methionine acetylation.
GGUAGUCGUGCCUAACAGUUUUCUGUGAAACGCAUAAUUGAAUUGAUAUUUUUGAGUUAUUGGAAUACAUGUACAUAAACUAAAUAUUUUUAGUUAUUUUCCAAUAUAAAAAUGACCACUUUACGACCAUUCACUUGCGACGACAUGUAUAAGUUCAACAACGUGAAUUUAGAUCCUCUCACCGAAACUUAUGGACUGUCGUUUUACAUGCAGUAUUUAGCGCACUGGCCGGAAUAUUUCCAAGUAGCAGAAUCGCCGAGUGGCGAGAUCAUGGGAUACAUAAUGGGCAAAGCAGAAGGGGUUGGCGAAAAUUGGCAUGGUCAUGUAACUGCUCUAACGGUUUCGCCCGAUUUCAGGCGCAUGGGUCUUGCCGGCACUCUUAUGUAUUACUUGGAGGAUAUCUCUGAGAGGAAGAGGGCCUAUUUUGUGGACUUAUUUGUUAGGGUAAGCAACAAAGUUGCUAUUAAAAUGUAUAAAAACCUGGGUUACAUUGUGUAUCGCACCGUGUUGGAAUACUACUCCGGAGAUCCAGACGAAGAUGCUUAUGACAUGAGAAAAGCACUGACCCGAGAUAUGUGCCGGCAGUCAAUUAUACCGCUGACUCAUCCCGUGAGGCCAGAAGAAGUUGAUUGACAUUCAUACUAACCCAUUUAUUUUUUCUGAUCAUGAAACUGAUAAAUCUGUGGAAUUUAUUUAAUAGAUGAAAUUGUAAAUAAAAUGAAUGUGGAAUGUUA